Truncatella angustata is the source of this 507-nucleotide messenger RNA. RefSeq lists its product as uncharacterized. Bases 1 to 507 code for a protein of 168 amino acids. The record is from RefSeq and is a predicted model, not a curated record. NCBI's taxonomy places the organism in Eukaryota, Fungi, Ascomycota, Sordariomycetes, Amphisphaeriales, Sporocadaceae. The transcript is spliced from 5 exons.
AUGAAGACCUCUGUUCUUUUCGUUCUUGCUAGUACUGCUUUGACACUGACCACUGCACUACCGUACAAUGGUCUCACCUCAAGAGCUGCCGCUGCGGUAGCCAUCAAUGAACGAGAUACGACCUGCCCCGAUGGACGUAGUGGGUACAACUGUGCAGAGCGCCGUGAUACGUUUGGCACAGAUGGUCGCAGUGGCUACAACACUAUAGGCCAGCGUGAUGAGACUUGUCCCGACGGACGAAGUGGAUACAACUGUAAUGAGAAACGGGACAGUGCUGACCCCGACGGCCGGAGUGGAUACAAUAACGUGAACGAGCGUGAUGAAGUUUGUCCUGACGGUCGCAGCGGCUAUAACUGCACUGAGAAGCGGGAUACAGACACAAAUGGUAGAAGUGGCUACAACAAUGUAAAUGUCCGCGAUCAGUCCUGUCCUGAUGGUCGUAGUGGCUACAACUGCAAUGAGAAGCGUGACGAUGCGUACACGGACGGCCGAAGUGGUUAUAAUUAA